This is a messenger RNA of Solanum lycopersicum (tomato), 2722 nucleotides long. The record is from RefSeq and is a predicted model, not a curated record. Lineage: Eukaryota; Viridiplantae; Streptophyta; Magnoliopsida; Solanales; Solanaceae.
UGUGUGUGUACUUAGGUUUCUCUACUAAUGUUAAAAACCCUUUGUUCAAAACUCAGGCGUCAUCAUCAUCUGCUACUAAGAAAAACCCUUUUGCCUAACAUUCUUAAACCCUACUACUACAGAUAUCUUGAAAACACCCUUUUGCCUGAUACUAUGAAAACUAUGGAUGAAUCUGAUGUGGGUAUCUCUUGCUACAUUUCCAACCUCCCUGGCUUUCGUGGCAUUCUCAAGCAAAGGUACUCUGACUUCAUUGUAAAUGAAGUGGACUUAGAUGAAAAUGUUGUUCAUUUGAAUUCGUUGGAGGCUCCAAAGGAGUGUUCAGAGAACAAGGACGUGAAUAUAUCUGACCAACUGAAUAGAAGUUAUGUGACUGAGAUAGAAUCUUUCAGAUCUCUCGCUGGCAAUUCUGAUGCUGACAAGCUUAAAGCUUUUAUUGAUGAACUUAAUUCUGGGGCCGAUGUCAGUGAUGAAUCCAUCGUCCUUUCACCAAGUUCAGAUAAAUCCCAUCGGACUGAAAUUCAUAACUUUUUCAAGGAAAGAUUAAAAUUCCUUGUAACCGAUACAAUUGAUGGAGUAGAGGACCAAUCAAAGUGUGUUCGUGUGAGAUUGAAUAACGACAGGAAUAAUGGAAGGGGUAGAUACUCUAGGAAAAGGAAAGACCGGAAUGAUAAACGUUAUGACAGUAGAGGUUCAGACAGUUGGCCAGGACAUCUUGGCAAGUUCCUCAGGUUUCAUCUUUUCAAGGAGAAUAAGGAUACACAGGAAGCUUUAAACGUUAUAGCAAAGAUGCUUGGCGUUCAGCUUAGGUCCUUUGGAUUUGCUGGUACUAAAGAUAAGCGUGCUGUUUCAACUCAGAGGGUAACCGUUUUCAAGCAACAAGCAAGUAAAUUAGCAGCUCUCAACAAAAGAUUGAUUGGUAUCAAAGUUGGUGACUUUUGCCAUGUUAAAGAAGGGCUUCUGCUUGGGCAGCUUUAUGGGAACCGAUUUACUAUAACACUCAGGGGAGUGUCAGCAGAGUCUGAGGAUAUAAUUAAAGCAUCAGCAGUUGCCCUUGGAAAACAUGGGUUUAUAAACUAUUUUGGCUUACAGCGGUUUGGCAGCAGUUCUGUGCCAACACAUCUAAUUGGAGCUGCAUUAUUGCGUGGAGAAUGGAAAGCUGCUGUCAGCUUGAUUCUUGAUCCAAGAGAAGGGGAGAAGAAUACCAUCAGUACAGUAAGGGAGUAUUACAAGGAAAGUGGUGACAUUGAUGGGACUCUAAGGCAGUUACCUCGUUAUCUGGUUGCUGAAAAGGCAAUUUAUUUGACUUUCUCUGGGAUAGAGCAGUUGCAGAGCCUGAAAAGAUCUCCUGGAAACUAUCUACAAGCUCUGAAGGCCAUACCCAGGACUCUCCGAAUGAUAAUGUACUCAUGGGUGCUUCGGUGUGCCACCGAUUCUCAUACAUUUUCAUUGCCCCAUAUCAUAGGGUUUGACCAAGUUGUGUUGGGAGAUUUGGUGUAUUCAAAAGAAGAUUAUAAAGUGAAAGAAUCUUUUGUUGCUGAAUGUGAAGACGUGAAUGACAAUAAUAUGGAUGAUUAUAGCAAUCUGGAUGAGAUCUCAGAGACUGAUCUUCCUGAAGAAAGAAAUAUACCAGUCAAGGUAAUAAAUGAAGAAGACCUUAAAUCUGGUACAUAUACCAUUGAUGACGUACUUCUACCUUUGUCUGGGUCUAGAGUUAUUUAUCCAUCAAAUGACAUUGGUGAAGUUUACCGUGACUUGGCACAAAAGGAUGGUAUCAGCUUGACAGAGACUGCUCAUAAGAUUAAAGAAUUCUCCAUAACCAAUAUGACCGGAGCUUACAGACGCGUGUUUCAAAAGCCGAAGGAUUUUGAAUGGGAAUUGCUUAGUUACACUGAUGGAACUAUACCUCUGGCUGAGACAGAUUUUGAUGUCAUUGCCAAGUCAGUAAAAAGCAAGGUCAUAGAGGAGGUCCCGAGCAAUGGAAGCAAAGAGCUUCCUGCUGACUCUUCAGCUAUCUCUGUAGGCGGUGACAUGCUUUCUGGAAAAGUGUGCGAGGAAACGAUCAACAAUGAAGCAGGGAUGCAAUCAGAGAAAUCUCAGAGUGGUGGUAAUGCUGAGGAGAGCCAGAUGGCUCUCAAGCUGAGCUUUACACUACCAGCUUCUUGCUAUGCAACUAUGGCUGUGAGGGAGCUGCUGAAAACAUCCACUUCUGUUGCAUUUCACAAAUCACUGAAUGAUUAAGCAAACUCUCGUCUACAAAGAACAUUUUGGCUUUUGAAGUGGUUACCUACUUACCUUUGCUAAGUACCAUUGCGUUAGAUAGUUUCGGGGAACAUUGUUUUCCAGUGAUCAAAGUGACGUUGCAAAGGAAAUCAGCCACGAGUUUCAGUCUCCGCCCUCGGUUGUACUGCUAAUUCACCUUUCGAUAAGCUUUACUGAUGAUAUAGGAUUAGCAAAUGUGUAGUAGAAUGUAAAGAGCCAAUUGAAUCGGAUAUACGGACCACUACUUGGAAGAGAUACUGUUGAUGUAAACAGUGUUUGUGAUAUACCCUUAUGUUAGAUGAUAUACUGAAGGAGGCGGGAUUUUUGUUGAGGGGUUCGAAACACGUAAAAUUUGCAAGAGUGAGAUGGGAGGAAAAUAUUAAUUUUAAUACGCUAAAUUUAACUUAUAUUGUCAUGUUGUGUUCUAUUAUAUUUCCAGAAAAGACCUUCAUUUGUUGUGUUC